GUUCCCGUCCUACCUCGUCGCGUCCCUGCUGCAUCGACCCCGUCCGCAGCUUCAGGCGUUGGUUUCUGAAGGAGGGAUGGGGAAGAAGGUGAAGGCCAAGUCAAAGAAAGCGCAGCAGCGGGACACGCUGGCUGACGCCGGAUCCGGCGACGAGGUGGAGGCGUCCCAGGACGCGGCCAAUUCGACGGAGGAAGUGGCCGUGGCCGACAGGGAGCAUUGCGGCCACUGCAGCCGCGACGGUCCCUACUUGGACAAGCUCCUCCGGGAGAUCAUCACUUCCAAGCAUCUCGUGUCGUGCGAGCAUUGCCGGGACGAAGGCCCGCGCAAGAAAGGCGGGGGCAAGCAGCAGCAGAAGAAGAAAGGGGGUGGAGGCGGCCCGAAAGGCGCUGCUGCCAAAGCCAAGGCUGAGAAGAGCAAUAUGUGGGUCUGCCUGGACUGCGGCCGGCAUUUCUGUGGCGGUGAGAUGCCAGAUACCACCAUGCCGUAUGGCCAUGCCAGAAGGCACGCCAAGCAGGACCGGCAUUGGUGGGCAGCGCGGUAUGACCAGCCAACUAUCGUCUACUGCGUGUUAUGCCAAAACCAGGUGCCUAUCGAGAUGCCUACGGUGCAGACAUUUGUUGCAGCACCAGCGGCAGUCCCUGACAAGAAGAAUAUUGGUGCCGUGGGUAGCAAUGCGUUGGUUCUGGCAAAUAACCAUGGUACUGUGAUUAAAGGGCUGCCAAAUCUUGGAAAUACCUGUUUCUUCAAUUCAGUGCUGCAGAGCCUCCUAGCGCUUGAUAUGUUUCGCACCAAGAUGUUAGGACCAGAUGUUGCAGCAGGCGCCAUUACUAUGUCGCUGAAGAAGCUGUUUGUAGAAACGAGUGCUUCAAAUGAUGCGGGAGGUGCACUGAGCCCAAAGAGCCUCUUCUCAAGUAUCAGCUCAAAAUACCCUCAGUUCAAAGGCUACCAGAUGCAGGACAGCCACGAGUUACUCCGCUGUUUUCUCGAUGGUUUAGGCACGGAGGAAACUGAAGCGCGCAAGCUAGCGGAGGAUGCUUCCAGUGCAGGGGUUCCUACCAUUGUUGAGUCCAUCUUUGGGGGUCAGCUGUCUAGUACUGUGUCCAGCACAGAGUGCACACACGGAUCUGUUAAACAUGACCAAUUCCUUGAUCUCUCCCUACCAGUUCCAUCAAGGAAGACUCCACCCAAGAGAGUUUCAUCACCACUAGCCAAGAAGACCAACCAAUCCAUACGAGACAGGAACAAAAAUCGCAGAUACGCGAAGCCUAUUACUCGAGUAUUUCCAACAAUAGUGGAGAGUAACAAAGAAAAAGUCCAAACAGUUGCUGAAUGCACUGAUUCCCAGAUUCCAGUUUCGGAAUUGGGACAGGUUGUCAGCGAGAAAGAGCCGGAUCCCUCUGCCUGCACUGAAUCAUGUGCUUCUGUUCCCAACCAUGAACUGAAGACCGCUUCACCUGUGGAGGAUGCCAUAUCCUGGUUGGAUUAUCUUGCUGAUGGAGAUGAAACAUACUCUGAGAUUCUUGAUUCUGCAUGCUCUACUGAAGCAGGAGAGAUCUGGGAAAGCACAGAUGCCAUACAUGGUUCACUUCACAGUCGAGAUGAUGCCUUGCCCAAAGAGCAGGCCUUGAGUUCUGAGCACUCAGGUGAGGACAUUGUUGACAAUGCAGCUUGUUUGCAGCCUGUUAUCUUGCUUCCUUACAAAGAAGUUGGUACCAUUGCUGAAGGAAUGGAAGGAACUGCAGAAAGCUCACAAAAUCCAAACUUUAUUGGUCCCCUUCCAGCCGUUUCGCCAGUAGAUGGAGACGAAGAUGACUGUUUUGGUCUUGGUGAUAUGUUUGGUGAGCCUGAAGUAACUUCUGAUGCUAACAAAGAAACUGGUACAACUGGAGAUAUUGAUGUGAUGGCUUGGAGUAGCAAUAGUGCUGAUGAUGAAGUGGAUGAUAGUAAUGCUCCCAUAUCAGUCGAGGGCUGCUUGGCUUUGUAUACUGAACCGGAGCUGCUAUCUGAAUCAUGGCAUUGUGAGCACUGUUCAAUAGCUAUUGUAGACCCAAACACCAAUGAAUUAAAAGAGAAUGAGGAGACGGCAGCUAGUGACAGAGAGGAAAGUGAGGAGAUGAUGGCAAAUGGCGAUGAAAAACAAGAUGAUGAUAAAUUCACUGUGAGCUGCAGGAAAAAGGAGGACAUCGAUGAGAUUACGGCAACUGAUGGUUGCUCUAACAAUGUAAAUGCUGACAUGUGCUGUAACGAAGGGGUGUGUACAAAUCCUCCUUUGAUCGAUGCUGAGAACACAGCUGAUGGUAAUUCUCCAAACAUGGAAAAUACUACUUCGCUGGAAAAAGGUGAAGUGUUUACCAUUAACACUACCGAGCAGCCAGACAGUAAAACAAACCACCAGGAGUGUAGGGAUUUGAGCAGCUCAGAAGUGGAAUCUACAUCUACCAGUGAGCAACCGCAUGACUCUGCCCAGCAUAACGAUGGGCAUAACGUGGAUGUAGCUGCUGAAGAAACAAGUGUGCCUGUGAGUUGUGUUGAUAAUGACUCUGCCUCUUGCAGUACUACUAGCUACAAAAAGGCUGAAUCUGGUGCUAAUGCUGAAGAAGGUGUGACUAGUAGCCUUCCAUCAGAGACGCAAAGCAUCUUACCCAGCGACGAAGAUAAUGAAGAUGGCUUCACGAGGAAUAUUGGAAGGAGGAAGAAAAUGAAGAUGCUUGGCAAGGCAAACAAAGGAAAAGAUAACCAAAAUAAACAGAAAGAGGAUAAAACAAAGGGAAUAAAGAUGGUUGGCAAGGCAAACAAAGGAAAAGAUAACCAAAAUAAACAGAAAGAGGAUAAAACAAAGGUUUUCAGAGCUGCAAUGAGGAGAAUUCUUAUCAGCAAGGCACCACCUGUAUUGACAAUUACUUUGAACAGAUUCAGCCACGACUCUCAUGGUCGGUUCAGGAAACUGAAAGGGCAUGUGUGCUUUAAGGAGACACUGGAUAUACGGCCGUUCAUGGACCCAAGAUCUAAGGAGAAUGACAGCACCACUUAUAGGCUAGUUGCUGUUGUCGAGCACAUGGGAACCAUGACAGGUGGACAUUAUGUCGCAUAUGUAAGAUCUGGCAAGAUAGGGGGUCGGCAGCAGCAGAGCCGCGCCUCGAAGUCUUGGUUUUAUGCAAGCGACUCACAAGUCAGAGAAACCUCUCUGCAGGAAGUUCUUAACUGUGAGGCUUACAUUCUUUUUUACGAAAGGGUGGCGGAGCAAGAUAACAUAUCCGGUGGUCUACUCAUGAACCAGUGAGUAGCCAGGGCAAGAUCAAUGUCAAGCAAGAGGUGGUGAGCACAUUAUUUUUUGGUGGGUAGUCAGAGUCGGCCUGGGUAUGAACCAAUCUGUUCAUACUGCCUACAGUAAUUUUUAGGGAGCAUAGUUGGAGGGGUGAAAAAUUUUCAGAAUCGGCGAACAGUUCAUACAUAUGUGUCUCGGCAAGGUCUUGUUGAGCGUUGUUGGUUGUAUCGCUUUACAAGUCGAAACCAUAGACAGCUUGGUGCACUUUUUUUUGGGUAUGUUUAGGACGCCCCUAAAUUUUGAGUGAUGGGGGCGUAUACUGUAACAUGUAGCUCCAUCUUAAAGUAGAAAUGACAUACUUGCUUUACAUUA
This is a messenger RNA of Lolium rigidum, 3637 nucleotides long. Its product is annotated as ubiquitin carboxyl-terminal hydrolase 2-like. Gene Ontology annotation, molecular function: cysteine-type endopeptidase activity; zinc ion binding; cysteine-type deubiquitinase activity. Bases 77 to 3280 code for a protein of 1067 amino acids. Lineage: Eukaryota; Viridiplantae; Streptophyta; Magnoliopsida; Poales; Poaceae. Gene Ontology annotation, cellular component: nucleus; cytosol. The record is from RefSeq and is a predicted model, not a curated record. The transcript has 3 exons. Gene Ontology annotation, biological process: protein deubiquitination.